Molecule: messenger RNA, 990 nt
Organism: Fonsecaea nubica
Lineage: Eukaryota; Fungi; Ascomycota; Eurotiomycetes; Chaetothyriales; Herpotrichiellaceae
Exons: 4
Coding region: 1-990 (329 amino acids)
Biological process (GO): alcohol metabolic process
Molecular function (GO): zinc ion binding; alcohol dehydrogenase (NADP+) activity
Source: RefSeq, a predicted model, not a curated record
AUGGCCCAGACCUUCGUCAUGCGAGGAGUUGAAGGGAAAGUGAGAAAGACACCAGCGAACAUUCCCGAACUCAAACCUAACGAGGUGCUCGUCAAGAUCACGCACAGCGGUCUCUGCGGUACCGACUUAUUCUUUAUCGAUCCGGGCUGCGCUCUGGGUCACGAAGGGGUCGGGAUUGUCGAGAAGGUGGGCGAUGCGGUGACGGCUCACAAGGUCGGCGAUCGAGUGGGCGGAGGAUAUCUGAGAAGUAGCUGCGGCCAAUGCAAAUACUGUCUCACGGGCCACGAAACGCUGUGCUACCAGCGCGACAUCUUCGGCUUCGCCAGCUUCAACAACGGCACCUUCGCCACCUACUACGUCGCCACCGAGGGGUACGUCUACGCGAUUCCCGAGUCGAUGCCCUCGGAGAUCGCGGCGCCGCUCCAGUGCGCCGGCGCGACCGUCUACGCGGCGCUCAAGACGUACUAUCGACCGGGCAUGCGGGUCGGGGUUCUUGGGAUCGGCGGCCUGGGACACCUGGCGAUCCAGUUCGCGGCGAAGCUGGGCGCCGUGACGACCGUCUUCAGCACGAGUCCCGACAAGGAGGACGAGGCGCGCGGGUUCGGCGCAUCAGAGUUUGUGGUCCUCGGGCACGAGGCGGAGGGGUUGAAGGAGCCGGUGGAUUUGUUGCUCAUCACUUCGCACAAGGCUCCGGAUUGGUCUACGUUUAUGAGUGAAAAGGUCGUGGCUCGGGGAGCCCCGAUCGUUGUCCUGGGGGCGAUUGGCAUGACUCUGGAGUUUCCAUUCCUCCCGUACUUCUUCAACUGCUACAACCUGGUGACCAACCUGGUCGCCUCGCGCGCCACGCACGCCGAAAUGCUCGCCUUUGCCGCCCACCACGACGUCAAGCCACUAAUCGAGCAGUUCGCCAUGGACGAGGCCGGCGUGGCGGAGGCUGUGACGAGGUUGCAGAGUGGGAAGGUCCGGUAUCGGGCUGUUUUGAAGGCGUAG